AUGUCUCUUUCUGCAGUUUUUCCAUUGUGCUGUGCCGUGCAGAACUAUGCCUGGGGUAAAGUGGGUCUGGACAGUGAGGUGGCCCGGCUGGUGGUCGGAGGUGAUCCUCAGACCAUCGUAGAGGAAGGCAGACCAUAUGCAGAGCUGUGGAUGGGUGCUCAUCCCAAAGGUGACGCUCUCAUCAAAGACAACAGGAUAUCCCAGAGGACACUUGGACAGUGGAUUGCAGAUUACCCAGGUUGUUUGGGGUCAAAGGUCAAGGACACAUUCCAUGGGCAACUCCCUUUCCUCUUCAAAGUGUUGUCAGUCAACACGGCUCUGUCCAUCCAGGCACAUCCCAACCGGGAGUUGGCUGCGAGACUUCACGCCCAGUUUCCCGAGCAUUACCCAGACGAUAACCACAAGCCUGAGAUGGCCAUCGCUCUCACACAGUUUGAAGGGCUGUGCGGCUUUCGGCCGGUGGGAGAAAUCAAGGCCUUUCUCAAAAAUGUCCCAGAGUUUCGCGCGCUGGUCGGUAAUGAAGCCGCUGAGGAGCUUCAGAACGCUGAAGGAGACCCCGAGCGAACAUCUCUUGCGCUGAAGAAAUGUUUUACACGCAUGAUGAACUGUGAGAAGAAACUGUUUGUUGAUCAACUCAACAUGCUGGUUAAACGGAUCUCAGAGGAAGAAGCUGCAGGAAAAGACACAUGCAGCAGUAACGGAGAACUGUUGCUACGGUUACACUCCCAGUAUCCCGGGGAUAUUGGAUGCUUUUCCGUCUACUUCCUGAAUCGGAUUGUUCUGCAGCCGGGGGAGGCCAUGUUUCUGGGAGCAAAUGAACCUCAUGCCUAUCUUUCUGGAGGUCAGAGGUCACCACACAGCUAUCCUCUACUAACAAAAAACUGUGUGGAGUGUAUGGCAUGUUCUGAUAACACUGUACGUGCUGGACUGACCCCUAAAUACAUAGAUGUGGACACACUGUGUGAGAUGUUGAAUUACAGCCCCACUCCUGUCAGCGCCAAAAUCUUCCCCUGCGUGCGGGACAACUCUGACCCCUGCAUCUACCUGUACGACCCUCCUGUGCCAGACUUCUCCGUCAUGAGGAUACAGAUUCCCGCCUCCAUGCGGCAGUACACUGUGAGUUCGCUGGAAUCUGCCGGAAUCCUAUUGGUUAUUGACGGAGAGGGCGUCGCCUCCUCUGCUGCCGCCUUCUCUGACAUCACUCUGAAGAGAGGCUCUGUGCUUUUCAUUUCAGCCAAUGAGAGCGUCUCUUUACAGUUGACAUCAUCGACUGGCAUGACCAUGUUCCGAGCCUGCUGUUUACUGUAGGAAACGUGCAAUCUUAAACUUCUUGUGUACCAACUAGUGAAACUCAUUUUAAAAUAGAAAUCACGUUCCCAUGUUUUUGUCUUUCGUAAAAUCACCAUGAACUUUGUGCCGAAAAUUACACAGCAUGACAAAUAAGCUCUCUUUGGUCGGAAUUUUAAGAUUAUUGUGAUAUUUACUCUGCUAAAAUUGCCAUGGGUAUCAAAAAUGAAUAAAUAAUGAAAUUAUGAUUGAAGUUCUCCAUAUUAAAAUCUCUGUGCAUGUCUUUUUAAAAUAUGUAAAAGAAGUCAUGUUUAAGUUUUACCUGGAAGUCCACAUGAAACAGCAUUCACAACCCAUUUUUCUUCUGUAAUGCAACCGUGCAUUUCGAAGUGAAACGGGAUAUUUAUCAAGAGAAAAAAAAUGUUGGGCUAGCGGGACUUGAUUUUAUCCAUUGGGAAUUAAAAAUAAAGAAUACAGCUAGACUAUUUUUUUCUUUGGAAUAACAUGCACUAAUGACUCAUUCACAAUAGGACCAGAAAGAUAAAGGAAAAGUAAAUGGAGUAGAUUUUAAGUUCACGUUAACUUGAAUAUGUAUGUAUAAAUUAAUCUAUUGGGAAUGCACGGAUGCAUGAUUACGAUUUUUUGGCUGCAAAACGUGCAUUUUAAAAGCGAAUUUUGUUCCAUUAGAGAUUUUUCGUAACACUUAUUGCACAUGCAAAACUAUAAAACAAAUAAUUAAAUAAAUAACAGCUGGUGAACAGGGGCAUUAAUACAUUUGACCAAAAAUAAAUCACAUCUGGCAAAAAGGGAAUUUAAACCAAUUUUAGCUUUUUUAAGACCAAUUUUUUUUUUUUCAUGACGUAACUGUUAAAACAAUGUAUCUUUGUUGAUAAGGGCACAAUGUAGAAAACUUACAUUAUUUGAUGAAUUUAUACACUAAAUAUUUGCACAAGUUUUGUGAUUUGAUUACCAGUGAAACCCUGGGUUUUUAAAAACCCUGCAACCUGCCAAAGUUUUUCCAGAAAUGUGAAACAUGGUUCCUGAUGUCCGUUCUCCUUUAUUAGUGACUAUGGCUUUAUCUUGUGUGAUUUUGCUUUAUUACUGUAGUCGCUGUUUGCACAAGCAGUGUUGAGAGUGCAAAGGAUGCUGGAAAUUACCGCUGUCCUGAUGUUCGUUUACUGUAUCUUUAAAUGCCCUUUUGACAUGUGGUUCUGUGAUCCAGAUUCUUAAUGUUAAUGAACACUAUCCUACCUGCAGACCCAAACCCUGUUUGUUCUCGAGAUUAUUUGUAUAUUUUAAGGAGCUGUGUAACUAUAUUGUUCAAUCUGAAGUAUUGUGGGAUAAAAGCAUGUAUUAUAUGGGAAAGCAAAGCAGGUAAUGUUAUGAAUGAAUGAAUGUACCGGCACUUUUGAGCUGUAAUGGAGCAUGUGUUCUGAUACAAGGAAAUGUGUAUGUAAUCCCUAAUAAAACAGUUCUGUA
Messenger RNA from Myxocyprinus asiaticus (Chinese sucker), 2766 nucleotides. Its product is annotated as mannose-6-phosphate isomerase-like. The record is from RefSeq and is a predicted model, not a curated record. The coding region runs from base 1 to 1308 and encodes 435 amino acids. Gene Ontology annotation, biological process: GDP-mannose biosynthetic process; carbohydrate metabolic process. Lineage: Eukaryota; Metazoa; Chordata; Actinopteri; Cypriniformes; Catostomidae. Gene Ontology annotation, cellular component: cytosol. Gene Ontology annotation, molecular function: zinc ion binding; mannose-6-phosphate isomerase activity. The transcript has 7 exons.